GCUGCGCGCCUAUUCUUAGCGCUGGAAUGUGCACAAUGCCGCGCAGCGCCCGGCAGCGGGCACACGGACUGCGGCAUAAACACGGCCAGAAAUCGCCCUCUCUGACUCACCUACCUACUGAAAGAAACCUCCCGUGGGUUUAUAGGGUUUUGUCCAGGCUCUAGCUGUGGAAAAACUCAGCAGAGAAUAAACGACAGAGAGUAAGUGCAUGCAGUGAAGGACGACAGAAGGUAAACGUUUCUACCCUUCGGUUCCACUGCAGGUUGAGCAGUUAAGCCAUGACCGUAGAUAUUCAUCAUAUUGUUCUGCCUGGCACUUAAUGUAGUCAUUGUGUGUCUGAUUAACAUAAAAAACCCACAGCUAAGCAGAGUUAAUAAAUAACUUUUAAUGCAGAUUCCCAGCCUCUAGGGUUCCGUUCGUCCUGCUGCAGAGUUCAGCUCUGCCAGAUUUGCAUUCUUUGGGAGUGACUAACUCUAGAGGAAAGAGGCACAAGCUACUAAACUGCUAAUACUUUAAAAUAGUGAAUAAAUGUCUAAGUGCAUUUAUUCAACAUGAUGGAAAUGGACAAAACAAUUGCUUCAGCCCUCCAGCUUUAAUCCAAAAUCAGUGAGAUAACUUCAGUGUUUUUGCUUCUUGCCAACGACACAGGCAGUGCUGACCUCAGACUUGCGACCUAUCUGAUAACUUUAUGAAAGUUUUAAAGGGUCUUAGGGACCUUUUGGCUUCUUUAUUAUUUUCCCACUGUGCUUAAACCAUGUUCCAUUUUUAUGUGUAAUAGUGAAUGCAUAUUUACAGCAACAUCAAAGUCCUUAUUUGUUCCCUUGGAGCUGGAUUUUUCAAUAAAAGCUGCUAAGAAUUUGGGGUUUUCUUCUGCCAAGUCCAGAAUUCAUCUCUCUCAUAUUUUGCUAUGGAAGAGGGAUCCACUGAAGAGUUUCUCUUCAAAGACCAGGACUUCUCCUCUGAACUGCUGAGGCAGCUGAAUGCUCUGCGGCAGAGCAGGAUGCUGACCGAUGUUACCCUCUGCUCUGGGGGCUUUGAAAUCCCCUGCCAUCGAAAUGUGCUGGCUUCCAGCAGUCCAUACUUCAAGGCAAUGUUCUGUAACAACUUCAGGGAGAGUCACCAGCCUAAAGUCAUUUUAAAGGGCAUCGAUGCUGAUAUUUUGGAUCAGAUUAUCCUUUAUGUCUACACUGGGGAGAUUCUAAUAUCCACUGAGAAUGUCUUGUGCCUCUUGGAGACUGCAUCCAUGCUGCAGUACACUAAGCUCUUUGAGGCCUGCUCUACCUACCUGCAAGACAAGCUGACCCCUGACAACUGUCUGAGCAUGAUCAGACUGGCAAAAGUCUUGAACUGCCAAAGCCUGAAUAAGAAAGCCAAGGCUAUGGCUUUGAAAUGUUUUCCUGUGGUGGCCUCUUCCGAGGACCUGAAAGAGCUCUGUCUCAUGGAGCUCAUUGACUACCUUGGGGAUGAUGAACUCUGUGGGGAAGAGGAGCAGGUCUUUGAGGCACUGACGGUCUGGAUCCGGCACGACCUCCAGGCACGACAAGGCUACAUCCAAGAGUUGUUCAAGAAGGUCCGACUUCAGUACGUCCAUCCAACUUUCCUCUUCCAUUUCAUUGCUAAUGACUCACUCGUUCAGUCCUCACCCACUUGCAGGAGCAUCCUGGAGUCGGCCCGGAGACAGAUGUUUUCUUUGUACAGCACCAACACGCCUGACAUCAAACCCAUGACACAUGUUCCUCGCAGGUACUCCAACCAAGAGUUCCUCAUCAUCAUUGGUGGCAGGAAGGACAGCCAGCAGACAACAAGGGAUGUUCUGCUAUAUGAUGACAAGACAAACCAAUGGCUGAGCCUGGCCAAACUUCCCAUGCGCCUCUACAAAUCCUCUGCAGUGAGUUUACACAGCAAUAUUUUUGUGCUCGGAGGGAUGCCUGUUAGCAAUAAGAAAAGUCUGGUCAGUGGUAAUAUUUACAUUUACUCCCUCAAACUCAAUCAGUGGAGGUUGGUUGAGCACAUGCUAGUUCCACGUUACUCCCACAGAAGCCUGGCAUAUAAAAAUUAUAUUUUAUCAUUCGGUGGAAUUGGUGGAAACCAGGAAAUCCUGAGUUCUGUGGAAAGAUAUGAUAGUGUCUACAACACCUGUGAGAGCAUGGCAAACAUGCCUGUUGCUGUCCUUCACCCUGCUGUUGCUGCCAAAGAUCAGAGGGUUUACCUCUUUGGGGGAGAAGAUAUAAUGCAAAACCCUGUUCGGCUUAUCCAGGUUUACCAUGUCUCCAGGAAUACGUGGUUUCGCAUGGAGACCAGAGUAGUAAAGAAUGUCUGUGCACCAGCUGUUGUGAUUGGAGACCAGAUUAUCAUCGUAGGUGGGUACACCCGGAGAAUAAUUGCUUAUGAUACAAAAGGCAACAAGUUUGUUAAAUGUGCAGACAUGAAGGACAGACGAAUGCAUCAUGGAGCCACUGUCAUCAAGAACAAGCUGUAUGUUACAGGAGGACGGUGUCUCACCUCAGACAAUGUCAUCAAGGACCUGGAUUCCUUGGACUGCUAUGAUCCAAAGACUGACACAUGGACACCAAAGGGAAAACUGCCACACAAACUCUUUGACCAUGGGUGCCUGACACUCCAGUGUGUCCCCUGUUCUAAUCUUCUCUAAAUGACUUUUGGUAUUACCUUGAUAUUUUGUGCUUUUCUUCCCAAAAAGGACCCACCUCACUCUGCAGAGAGCAUAUGGGGAAUCUUCAUGGGAUCACACAAAGUCUUGACCUUGAAAGUACUAGCAGUGUUAGUCCUUCCAGACCGUGUGCCAGAAAGGCCAUGGUGGGCUCUGCUCACACUGUAUUCACCUGGCUGACAUUGGUGCUGCUGAAUCCAGUCUGGAGGCCUUACCCAGCAUCUCAAGAGGAAACAGGAAAAAGAUACUGGCUAAGAACCCGGUGUGGGAUUUGUCCUUGUACGGACUUUAAGAGAAGGGGGAUGCUGCUAUCUUCAGGGAAAGUAAGAUCUUUGCUGUCAUGCAAACUCAGCUGCCUGCCACAGCCCUGUGCUGCCCAUUGCUGACUGAGCUUUCCAUUUCCAGUGGUGGGAGUGUUUAGAAUAGGAAGCCUCAAGCUCCAGUCUUGUAGCCAGCCCAGGAGCAGCUACCUGAGUUAGCUGUGGUAGUCAGCUCAUAAGAAAUAAAAUUUUAAUGUUCCUAUCAGCUAAUUAGAAAUUAGCAAAAGACUGGUGCUUUGAUCUGAACUCUCAUAUUGCAACAAGAAGCAGAUGUGACUUUUCAGAGCUAACAUUCUUCCACAGUGCAGGGAAGAUUUUUGUUCCAUCUGCCUGGCCUGUGAGGAAUCAGAAGAAGAUGGGAUGGAAAUUAAGAUUGUCUGCACCUUCUUUUUCAAGGGAUCUUAUUUUGCAGGGAUCUUCCUUCUCCUUUGGCAUGAGGAAUAGCAGUGGAGUUAGUUAGGAUGACUUUGGCUGAUGGAGUUCCUGAAAUGUAGAAUAGCAGAGAGGACACAUGAAGGAAAGGGGAUGUAAAAGAGAAGAGGUAUUUGGGAGGAACAAUUUCCUUUUCCUUUUCUCCUCUCUCCAAACCACUGGAAAAAAGCCCAUGAGACAAAGCCAGUGACAGGAAGCCAGCUUUCCAAGAAGAGCAAGUCUAAAUCUGCCACUUGGCAAAACAGCUCUGCUCCGUCAAUAUUUUCGUGGGGUUCUGCCACUAAGUGCAUACUUUUAAAGGGAGGGGAUUAAUCAUCAGGCUGUGAACUGCUGUUAGGUCACUGGGCUUGGUAAGAUUGCUGAGAUAGCAAGGAGCUUUACAGAUGACCACCAUCCAGAGAAAGGCUGGCAGAAACAACACCGUUUUUCUACAUAUUUCAAAGAAAGUGGAACUUUUCAAAUGGUACAGAAUAGCAUGAGGAAACCAUGCUCAACCUUCCUCUUCACAAAAGGCUGCACAGAAACCAGCUCCAGACAUUAAGAUCCCCUCCCAUAAACUGAGCAAAGAGUGACAGAAAUAGUUAACAAAGUAGAGGGCUGGAAGGAAGUAUUUAGUAUCAACUGCUGCUUUAAUAAUGGAAAAUAAAAGGGCUAUUAUUGUUUGCAUGA
Molecule: messenger RNA, 4089 nt
Organism: Taeniopygia guttata (zebra finch)
Lineage: Eukaryota; Metazoa; Chordata; Aves; Passeriformes; Estrildidae
Gene: KLHL38
Product: kelch like family member 38
Molecular function (GO): protein binding
Source: RefSeq, a predicted model, not a curated record